GGGGCGGCGCGGGGGGGAGCGGCGCCCCUGCAGCCCGGCGGGACCCCCGCCCUCACCAAGAUCUACCCCCGCGGCAGCCACUGGGCUGUGGGACAUUUAAUGGGGAAAAAAAGCACUGGAGAUUUUCCUUAUGGUUCUGAAGAAGAAAACAAGACACCGUUUUCAGCAUUACCUGACAAUAUCAAGCAGCUGGAGGAGUAUCUGCAGUGGGAAGAAAUCUCAAAAUAUUUGCUAAGGCUGCUGGAAAGGAAUGAAAAUAAAAGUGGUCACUUUUUAAAAGGAGGGCUUCCCUGGUAUACCAGGAACACCUGGGAGACAGAUGGCAAUAGCAGUCGGAAACAUAUGAUGGACUAUCUGCUUCAAGUUGUGAAUAUGAAAGAGAGCACUCCAAGCUGAAAGAAGAUUGCUAAAUCAUGAAGAAAUGAAAUACUUUCUGUAAGAGACUGUAUCACAAGCACUUGAUUGUAUCAGAUAACUAACAAGGUCACUUUUCUGUACACAAGAAUUCUUUUGUGUAAAGUACUUAAUACACAUAUUCUUGUAUGGUUCAGCAAGGACUAAAUCCUCGUCAAUUUUCAAGGUUGCAUUUUUUCA
Messenger RNA from Ficedula albicollis (Collared flycatcher), 594 nucleotides. It is a transcript of the gene GRP, whose product is annotated as gastrin releasing peptide. The transcript has 3 exons. Gene Ontology annotation, biological process: neuropeptide signaling pathway. The annotation marks the transcript as partial. NCBI's taxonomy places the organism in Eukaryota, Metazoa, Chordata, Aves, Passeriformes, Muscicapidae. The record is from RefSeq and is a predicted model, not a curated record. Gene Ontology annotation, molecular function: neuropeptide hormone activity.